Caenorhabditis bovis is the source of this 711-nucleotide messenger RNA. Lineage: Eukaryota; Metazoa; Nematoda; Chromadorea; Rhabditida; Rhabditidae. The record is from the annotation of a GenBank genome assembly.
AUGGACGAGUUCGACAUGUACCGCGAAAUGUGCGCGAAUCGUCUUCGCCGCCUCGAGCGCUACAAAAAAGCGAAAAGCUUUUGCAGUCUCGAGGACGCCACCGCCACCAAUGGUGAAGUGCCGCCGACACCCAAAGACGCCGAAUCAACGCCAUCGACAUUCGACGCGAUUCGUGAGAAAAUGUUCUCUCUAAUGGAGAACGACAUGAGCCUCCUGCAGCAGCUGCUCACGCUUAGCGAUCAAGUCAGCGAGAUCAAGAAAGAGCGAUUGCGGCGUGCCGUCUCGCACAACAGCGUCGAUUAUGACGAGGAGGAGGACGAUGAUGAGAAGGAGGAUCGUUUUGAAACAUUCUCCACGUCGAUGUCAGCCGUCACCAAUCUGUACGUUGACGAUGAUCGCCCGCAAUUCUUCUCACGUCAGAACUCGGUGCUGCGAAUUCCGAUUCCGCCGCGGAGCAGCAAUCGAUUCGGACCGAGGCGCGUGAUUCGUCGGCCUUCUGAUGUGCUACCGAGACGCACCGUGCUUCACGUCAACAGCGAAGAAUCGGACUCAUCUUCAGAUGCCCACUCUCCGACAUCAGUGACCUACAGUACAUCAAACGCUUCGACCGUCUCAAUUCCGCCGAAAAAGAAUCGCUCGUCAAAUUCGUCGAUCGACUCUGGAAUCGAACCCCAAACACCGUCGCCGACUUUUGAGAGAGAAGUUGCCUGA